This is a messenger RNA of Acytostelium subglobosum LB1, 1947 nucleotides long. RefSeq lists its product as hypothetical. The record is from RefSeq and is a predicted model, not a curated record. Bases 1 to 1947 code for a protein of 648 amino acids. NCBI's taxonomy places the organism in Eukaryota, Evosea, Eumycetozoa, Acytosteliales, Acytosteliaceae. The transcript is spliced from 3 exons.
AUGAAUGAUAUACCAAAGCCAAGAUCGUUGGAUGAAUACAUCAACAAGUUCAGAGAUAGCAGAGACACAAAGACAGUGCACACCUGUGAUAUAGUUCUUCAGAUUGGUCCAAAUAGCCCAUUAGUCAAGAGUUCCAGAGUAACUAUGACUGUGUGUGACACUGAAUACUUUGUACCAGCAAUGAUUGAGAAUGAAAAGGCUCAACUCUCUGAUUAUCCAUUGUUUGCUGUGGUCAGAUUGAAGAGAUUCUCUUUUACUGCCAAGGGAUACUUGGUGGUCAAAGAGAUGAACGUGAUCAAAAGUGCGCAGACCAUGUUCCCCGGUCCAAAGGGUAACCCGCCACAAUUGCAUCCAGUCGUCCAUUCCAUUAGCACGGGAGCCCCCCCUCCCGCCAACGGUGGAGUUGCUAGUCUAACACCCAACAAAGCAGCAUUGGCCAGCAACAAGAACAUUGUCAAUCAGCAAGCAAACCAACAACAGCAACAAUACAAGCAACAACAACAACAACAGCAACAACAACAAAACAAUGGCGAUGACAUGUCGUACAACAACAUCACCCCCAUUGAGAGUCUUGCCCCACAUUCACAAAACUGCACCAUCAAGGCUGUCGUCAGGAAGAAGAGUGAUAUCAAGACUUACAGCAAAGUCGGUAGUGCCGGCAAGAUCUUGAAUCUUGAAUUGAUCGAUGAUAGUGUCAAUUACAACGAGAUCAAGGCAACAAUCUUUGGAAAGAUUGACAAUGAAAUUUGUGAGAGAUUCAAUGAUAUGAUGCAGAUUGGCGGCACGUAUUUGAUCAGCAACUUCUCGUGCAAGCCCAAAGUGGCCCUGUACAACUCGCUCACCCAUCCAUGCGAGCUGAGCUUCUCCACCAACACCAAGGUGGAGCCAUGCAACCAGGCGAUGGUUGCCCACACCAAGUACUCAUUCAUGUCCAUUGAAGAACUGCAGACCUUUGACAUAAAGGACAAUAAGGAGGCGCCCACUGUCGACCUGAUUGGCUAUAUCGAGGAUGUGCAGCCCUUGGCCGACCUCACCACCAAGGACAACAGACCUCUGAGGAAGUUCACCUUCUCCAUUAGCGACUCGUCAAACAAGGGCAUCCAAGUGACAGCCUUUGGUGCCCAGGCUGAGAAGUUGAGCGCGGAUGUCCAGAACGGCAAUGUGAUCGCCAUCAAGGCGGCCAAGCUGUCGUCGUUCAACAACCUCUCGAUCAACUUCAACUUUAGCUCGAGCUACGAGGUCAAUCCCGCCCACCUCCCAGAGUGCUCCAACCUCGUGGCCUGGGUGAACGCCCGCGGUGCGGGUCAAAAGACCGAUUCGCUCUCGGUGUCGACGUACAGCGGCGCCACCACCGAGUCGAUCAGCUGCACAAUCAACGAUCUCACACAAAACACCCAAGAGACGAUCCACUACGAGACCGACAAAAUCAACUACAAGGUCGUUGGUUACUUCUCUCGCCCGAGCCAAAUUACUAUGACCGCCAUGCACCUCAUCAAGGAUACCCAAACACCGUCCUGGUUCUAUUGGGGUUGCAGGAAGUGCCAGAAGAAGGUAGAUGACUCUUUGGACGUCUGCACCCAUUGCAGCGAACCAAAGGUCAGGAAAUACAGAGUGCAGAUGCGUUUGACCGACGAAACGACCGCCACCUACGUCGACCUUCUCGGAAACGUCGCCAAGAACCUGUUCCAGAUCGACGCCGACGAUCUCUACAAGAUGGAGGAGAAUGACAGGCUCAAACACCUGUUCAACGUGCUCUCUGUGCCCUAUGUGGUCACACUCAAGGUUAUUCCGCCUGGCCAACAGACACAGACCGGUGGCCAAACGUCGACCUAUGUCAAGUACAGCGUCGCCCGCGUUGAGAAGGUUGACUUUAUGAAGAUGUUCCAGCCUACCUACCUCGAGAACCACUUCAUCAUGGCCACGCAACAACCAGCAGCAGCAGAGUAA